Messenger RNA from Aegilops tauschii subsp. strangulata, 1688 nucleotides. The record is from RefSeq and is a predicted model, not a curated record. Lineage: Eukaryota; Viridiplantae; Streptophyta; Magnoliopsida; Poales; Poaceae.
AUGGUUGAGAUUUUUGAUCCUAGCAAGGGCAGAUUCAUUGAACAAGACUUGGUUGGCGAAGUGUCUCUCGGUGCCGUGGAUGUUGAGUGCAUCUUGGCCUUGGAGAACCACGGACUGUCGGCAGAAGGUAUUCUCGGUGAGGAAGGUGAGGAUGUUAAAGAUCGAGUGCUGCCUCAAUUCCUGAGCAAGACCACAGGUAAUAUAGUCAUCGAUGAUCUGAUUGUGUACAUCAGAAAAAAUAAAUCUGCCGACGAUGAUUUCCUUCGGAGAGUUGUCCUCGUGUUGCUCGGAAUAGUUCUUGCUCCCAUGUCAAGCAAGACUGUCCCAAAGCAAUAUUACGCAUUGGUGGACGAUGUGAAGCGUAUAUCCAAGAUUAAUUGGAAUGCGUUCACCCUCCGGGUUCUGCUGGACUGCCUUCGCAACUACUUGUACUGGGAGAAGGUUCAGCCUCUGGAAGGUGAAUGCUCAUUCAAUCCUAGCUUGUCCAUGGAACCUCUAAUGAGGAAUUGGACUGAAGCUGCAGCCUCUAGGAGAGACAAGUUUGAUUAUGACCACGGCCGUGGCCAUGUUAACAUCAAGAUUGAAGACAACAUAACCAAGGAGUAUAGGGUGCAGGAGCGCAAAGUUCCCGAACCAGAAAAGCCAAAAAUGAAGCCCGCCAUUGGUGCGGCAAAGAAGUCCAAGUUAGCCUCAAACGCGGACGAUAUGAUGAACCUCCUCAUGAAGCGGUGUAUGGAUUACUUACGCAGCCAAAUGAAGGAAAUACCGAAACAAAGAUUGUUAGAGAAGUUGAACCAAAAUGGUGUGAUGUACAAGCCAGCGGCUGCUGCAGCUUCCGGCAACAACGAUGCAGACGAAGAAGUGGAUUCCUUUGAGAAUGAUGAGUGCGGCGCAACACCGGAGAACCCUUGGAUCGUAAGUAAUUCUCCUCGAGCAGAAUCGUCCGACAUUGACAUUUCUGCAAGUUCUAUCGGCAGGAUGGUGGGUAAGAGCAAGGGGAAAAAGUCUGCAGCAACCGCAAAAGAAGACGAUGUUAUAUCCGUGAAGCGCCGACGGACUGUUCCCAAGAAAUUUGAAUCUCACUUUGCACUUGACAAGCCCAGCAAGCGAAACGCACGCGUUCUGUUUAGUGACCAUGCCAUGGAAGGCUCUAUUAAGGACGAUUUGACACCGGAACUCAUCGAUGCUGUUGUUACGUUUGUGGAGGCAGCUGCUCGGUCUGAGAAGAAUAUGACAAAAAGAAUUAUCGAUGCUUAUCAGACACAUUUGGCUCUGCGCGUUGGUCAUGAUCAGCACCUCUGUCCAGCCUGGAGAUCCAAAUACCUUGUUGAUCGUGCUAAGGCACGAGACAACCCUAAACCGUCGAAAUACAACAUGGAUCGUGCGCUGAGCAGAGCUGGAGCAGUACGUAGGGUUCUGGACGAGUAUACCGUCUGUGAUAAGUCGUUUAUCCUGUUGAACGUCGGCAAUACACACUGGAUCACCGUGGUGAUGCACAACCGCAAGAAAGAAUUCCGAGUUUUUGAUUCGCUUUAUCCUCUCGAGUUCUCUCUCGACACUGUGAAAGCACUGCGACCAACAAUAGCAAUUGAUAUGGAAGAGGCAAACCGUAUUACACCUGGCAAAUAUCCAGACGUCACUAAGUGGCCUACCACAGCUCAGAUGGACAUGCCACUACAAGAGGACGG